Ostreobium quekettii is the source of this 483-nucleotide messenger RNA. Lineage: Eukaryota; Viridiplantae; Chlorophyta; Ulvophyceae; Bryopsidales; Ostreobiaceae. The record is from the annotation of a GenBank genome assembly.
AUGGCUGGGCUUGUUGUGAAGACGGUGAGCCCCGACAGCCUGGGCCGCGAUGUUUGGCAGGGCGAAGAGUUGGUGGGACGCGUGGUGGUCGAGGGCAGCGGGAGGGCUAUGCUCGUCGUGCGCGGCAAUCCCUAUGAGGCCAGGCUGGAGGACCUGCGGGUGCGGAAGGGCGUGAAGGAGGUCCUGUCGGCGGUGAAGAGCAAGGGGGUGCUGGGACAGCUGACGACGGAGUAUAUGGGUCGACAGUAUGUGCUGACGUACACUGCCAAGGACUGGAUUGUGAAGUCCGGGGUGGCCGAGGUGGGGCGGCUGAACCAGCGGUCCUUGAACUUUGGGGAACGCUUCCCGCUACUGCUGCAGCUGUAUUUCCUUUGGUACGUGCUGGAGACGCAGGCGGAGAUCGACUUGGACGUCAGGGGCGAGAAAAUGGCUCGGCAGUGUGGCUGUUACCAAAUGGCGUUCGGGGCUUUGGGGGCCGCCUGA